UAUGUGGAUCCCUUUAAUAAUAUUAACGCGCGUUGUAUGGCAACACAAUGGUAAACGUUCUUUACGUCAACUUUUAUGGUGACAGAGGAAGGGAUUUUUUGAAGAUUCCAAAAUGGGUAAGGUUAAGUGCUCAGAACUGCGUACGAAGGACAAGAAGGAGCUCUUCAAACAACUGGAAGAGCUGAAGACUGAGUUAACAAAUCUCAGAGUAGCUAAAGUCACCGGUGGAGCAGCUUCCAAGCUGUCUAAAAUUCGAGUGGUAAGGAAAGCCAUUGCCCGGGUAUACAUUGUAUACCACCAGAAGAUGAAGGUUAACCUGCGUAACCACUACAAGAACAAGAAGUACAAGCCCCUAGACCUGAGGCCCAAGAAGACCCGUGCUAUGCGCAAGGCCCUCACAAAGCAUGAAGCCAAGAUCAAGACCAGAAAAGAGAUCAGAAAGAAGUCUCUCUUCCCCCCAAGGGUUUAUGCUGUUAAGGCUUAAUAAAAUCACUUAAAUAUU
Cydia fagiglandana is the source of this 502-nucleotide messenger RNA. It is a transcript of the gene RpL35, whose product is annotated as large ribosomal subunit protein uL29. Gene Ontology annotation, biological process: maturation of LSU-rRNA from tricistronic rRNA transcript (SSU-rRNA, 5.8S rRNA, LSU-rRNA); translation. The record is from RefSeq and is a predicted model, not a curated record. The transcript is spliced from 3 exons. Gene Ontology annotation, cellular component: cytosolic large ribosomal subunit; ribosome. Lineage: Eukaryota; Metazoa; Arthropoda; Insecta; Lepidoptera; Tortricidae. Gene Ontology annotation, molecular function: structural constituent of ribosome; mRNA binding. The coding region runs from base 113 to 484 and encodes 123 amino acids.